GGAGAGGAGACGCAUGCGUACUGACUAGAAGCAGCCGGUCGGAGGAGAGGGGGAAAAAAAGCCUUAUGUUCCAUCGGAUGUAAUCAAAGCAGAGAAUUCCCUCUUCUCGUGGUGCAUACAUGGUGAAAUUCCCAUGGGAUCAGAGCGGAUGGAGAUGCGAAAGAGGCAGAUGUCGGUGCAGCAGGAGUCGGCAGCGGGGGGAACUGCACCGGCCCAGCAGGACCAGCCGAGCCAGGCCAACCCGAGGGGCUCCAACGCAUGUUGCUUCUGCUGGUGCUGCUGCUGUAGCUGCUCCUGGAAUGAAGACAGGGAUGAACGGAAUCGAAAGGCAUCAUAUGACGUCAAGGAAGGGACCUCAGACUGUGAAGACUGCCCAAAGCCCACGCUGGAGGAGGUGCACAUGUGGGGGCAGUCGUUUGAUAAGCUGAUGUGCUGUCCAGCUGGGAGGAACUCUUUCCGGCAAUUUCUCCGCACCGAGUUCAGCGAGGAGAACAUGCUGUUCUGGCUCGCAUGUGAGGAGUUCAGCAAAGAGACCAAUAAAAGUGUGAUCGAGGAGAAGGCCCGGCUCGUCUACGAGGACUACAUCUCCAUUCUCUCGCCGAAAGAGGUGAGUCUUGACUCCCGAGUGCGUGAGACGAUUAACAGGAACAUGCAGGAGCCCAACUUGCACACGUUUGACGAUGCCCAGUUGCAGAUCUACACGCUAAUGCAAAGAGACUCGUAUCCCCGCUACUUGAACUCCCUAGCGUACAAAAACCUGCUCAAACCUCUGUCAGAGCAGUCCCCCGAAUCUUAGGGCGGCAACGACAACCUGUGAUCUUUUAAUCCUCUUUGCCCUUUCUAAGUCCUUCAAUCCCCCACAACCCACCCGACCCAAACCCCAAGUUUAUGAAAAAAGGUUUUCUUCUUUGUAUGUUCAGUGUAGGAUUACAUGAGCCAGGCCUCGGGCCCCGGCCCCUCCCAGGGAUCUCAGCGAUAUUGUGAUCUGCACCUGACCGAAGACAACUCAGGUCUGAAAAACCUCCUGAGGGCUCGACAUCACAUGUACUGCUACAGAUCAACAUAGCAAAACACUCCAAAGGAAUAUGAAUAACACUUUAAUUCUGCUUCUUUUUCCUUCUUUUUUUUGAUAGAAAUAUUCUAUUUUAUUUGUGUUCAGAGUUUUUUAUGGUCUGUUGUUUUUUGUAUGAUUGUUUUUGGGGGAAAUGAUUCCUAUUGUAGACUAUCUAUACAUAUAUACAUAUAUAUUUAUGAGUUUGUAAAAAGUUCAAAUGAAAUUGUGGGUAUUUUAUGUGGAAAUGCCUGGUUCUAUUUACUGCGUAUGAAAAUCAAAGCUCAAGUCCAAGCUACACAUUAGCUUGACUUGCUGGCAGCUUUGUGGGGUACUGUUUAAUUUUUUAUUCUUAUUUAUUUCACUUCGUUUUGUUACCUAACCUCACACUUCAGUAUCUGUGGCAGCGACUUGGCAACUCCAGUUCAUGCACAACCUGUGUGUGGUUUAGAAUAAUGUAUGUAUGGUUACCAGAGAAGUAACAGGGUGCAAUAAAUGAAAAUCAGUAAUGGUGAAGAGUAUUUUAACCUUUAUCAAUUGCCAGUAUAAGACAAUAUUGUUGUUUUUCUAGUACUAGUGGGACACUUUGCACAAAUCAUAGGUUUAUCAAAAAUUUAUUGGUGUAUGAUUCUAAGCUGAAUAGAUUUUACCAGAGAAAGUAUUUUAUUUAAUAUUGCACCAUGUCAAAAAAAAAUUUUAAUUAUAUUUAAUUAUUUUGAUGGAGUAAAUAACACAAAAAAAUGAAGACAUUUUAUUCAAGAUAUUUUAUUUUAUGGGUCUGUAAUUUUUCAACAACUUUCCAAGGUUUUCCUGAUAUUACCUAUAUUCUUUCCUUUAAUAAAAGGUCAUUUGUCUUAGUUAUGUUAGUUGUGCUCCAGUUCUGACCAGCAUUGUCACCCUGAUGCCUAUUCCUCUAAAGCAGUAUUGUCACUCUGAUGCCCAUUUCUCUAAACAUCUUUCACCAGAAUAUUUCAUAUCAGGGAGCCAUGCAGUAUUAUGUAUAGUCAGCUCAUACUUUAUUGAUGAACACCUAACCGCACCACAGUGAUGUAGCUGUCAAAAUGUUAUUAUGAGGAUGCAGUCACACCAUUAAAACUCUUAAGUUCAUCUACAGUUAGUUUACUCCCUGUUUCUGUUUACUACCACAGAACUCAUUUAUGUUUGAUGCAUAGAAUAAAUCCAUUUUCUGCCUCACCCAUAAACAACCACACAUCCAUUAGACAUGUUUUUGUUAAAAAGUGUUUUUUUUUUUUUUGUUCAGAGAACAACCCAUAAUCUGUCGACAGCCAUAUAGAACGACAACUUCAAAACUGGUGCCAUUUCAGAUGCAAAGUCAUCAUUUAAACAAACCCAUUGCAGUAUGAGGUCAUGAGUGCCAACAUUGACACACAUUUUCCCUCUUGUUGGCAAAAGAAUUUCAUAAGCAGAGCAUGAAACUCAAAGGCAUUCUGAGAUUCCCCAAUAUAAAAAGUUAAAGUUAUGAAAAACCUUGUUGUUUGUCAGAUUUCAUUUGACAUGUUAACUGAUGAGAUGCACUGUUGCUCUUGAGUCAUGCUAGCAAGGUACAUCCACGGUUUGUGAAAUUUGUUUGGGAACUUCUGUUACCAUUUUCACAAACGAGAUUCCUCUAGCAGGCUUCAGUAUAACACCUAAACAUGUCCUAAACACAGUUGGUUUAUGCUAUUUAUUAACUGGUUAAGUAAAAGCAAUGAAAUCAUUUUUAUUAGCAAUAACUAACAUUAAACUUUAACGUUUGUCCAAAGAACAUGCAGGAAAGUCAUGAGAAAUUGCAGACCUACUAAUACAGCAUCACAUUUGAGAAUUAUCAUAAAAAAAUCAUAUAUUUAAAAAUGGAUAAGAAAUAUUAUGGUCAGAGGAUCUUGCCAGGUUAGCAGAAACACCAAAGCUAUGAUGUAAGCUGUGUUCACAUGUUUAAAGAGAGCGUUGAGUAGGGGUGGAGUUGCCAAGUGUUUAAUACUUAGAAUAUCUAGUUUUAUUUGAAUUACUUUGUUGCCUCACAUUGUGUCACUCGAAGACAAGAUCCUCUCAUGGGGAAGUGCCUUGACAUUCAGUUUACUGACAUCUUUCUCAUGGGCAACAGUUGUUCACUGACUUGCGCCGAAAGGUCGUUCACUGGAGAAUGACUACAGUUUUACCGGAAAUUGUCCCUCUCAUUGGCCAAAAUAUCUUGCGUGUUUGGUCUCGAUUCCUCAAUUGUGAACACAUCGGUGAAAGGUGGUAGGAUGCAGCACCUCUUUGUCGGCUGAAGACAGAGAUCGCUGUGACCAGGCGUGAGGAGUCGGAGCUUCUCGCCAACCUGUGUGCUUCAUGGUGGCUCUUGUCUUAGAGUUAACUCAAACUCACUACAUACGAUGUGCAAUUUGAGCUGAUGGGUUAUACUGCGCAGAUCAACCUCAAAACACAAUCUAAGCCAAUGGUUUGGAGUGAUGCCUAUAAAUGUUGUUUCUUCUGUUUACUAUAUGAAAUGUGUUCUUUUGCGCUGAGUUUACUUAUGAAGACAUUUUUCAAAAAACAAAUAAUGUGAAUGUUUACAGUAUGGUUUAGUUUUUUUUUUUUUGUUUGUUUCUUUUUCUGCUACUCUUCAAGAAAAAAACUGACUUGUGGGCAUUUCGAUUGAGAUAAAAUAAAGCACAAUAAUUUUACUCAUUCUUGAGUGACUUCAUCAAUAAAAAGUUAAAUAAUAACUUUAUUAAACUAAUUAAGUUUAUUCCUAAGAGCAGUUUUCAGCCUAGAGAUUGGAAGGCUAAGAUUGCAACAAAUGUUUAUUUUUUUCUUAUUCUUUAUAAGCAGCACAAUAUUUCUAUUUUAUUGUGUUUUCAUAAAAUUAUUAUUAUUUAGCCCCUAAUCAAAAUUUAUGCACAGUACACAUUUUAUGGUCUGAACAAAGGCCUUCAGAGACUUCUUGUAUUAAAUUUGAAUUAUUUUGGAUUAUGUCAUUAAAAAUACCAAAACAUC
Molecule: messenger RNA, 4027 nt
Organism: Xiphophorus hellerii (green swordtail)
Lineage: Eukaryota; Metazoa; Chordata; Actinopteri; Cyprinodontiformes; Poeciliidae
Gene: rgs20
Product: regulator of G protein signaling 20
Exons: 5
Coding region: 134-796 (220 amino acids)
Source: RefSeq, a predicted model, not a curated record